Aspergillus pseudotamarii is the source of this 1220-nucleotide messenger RNA. RefSeq names its product EGFR-like transmembrane domain-containing protein. The transcript has a single exon. Bases 213 to 1046 code for a protein of 277 amino acids. NCBI's taxonomy places the organism in Eukaryota, Fungi, Ascomycota, Eurotiomycetes, Eurotiales, Aspergillaceae. The record is from RefSeq and is a predicted model, not a curated record.
UUGGGGGCUCCUGUUUGAGUAAUGAUGAGCCACGCCAUGUGCCGCGGAGACAUUCUUCACGCAUCUCGGCGCCCUGCGCUGGCGACUCCUAGUCCCUGUGCAGGACAUUGUGAGGGUGCAAGCGUCUCAUACUUAUCCCCGGGCAAACCCCACUCAUCUGCCGUCAGAAAUUACUCACCAAGGCUCAGGGAACUGACUGCUCGGCCACAAGCAUGGCUCGUCUGUCGAUAUUCUGCCUAGCAUACUUCACCCUUGCCUUUCUCUCCUGCGCAAACGCAUGGACGCUAACCUGGCGAAAUGAUACUGGUGCCCAAAUAGUGGACGGCGACUCUAUCCAAAACUGUACCAGAAUUUAUCAUACGCAAGGCGAGGAAUUCACAUUCAACCCGGAAGGCAAAUGGUGCCUGAAAUUUUGGGACGAGUCAACAUGCGAGACGCAGAUCGGAAAGACAUGCGAGGGACGGAGGUGGAAACAGAUUGCUUCGCGGAAUAUUUCAGCAUUUAACGUGUACGCGAUGCCGCCUGCGGACAUUAGCGCGAACGGUAUGGCGAGUACAAGUACGACAUCCACAUCGAGCACAUCCUCCACGACGGCUACGACGUCUUCUGCGACUACGAGUCCGGUAACAAGUGAAACUACCCAAUCCGGAACUGACAAUCCCCCGAGCGACUCGCUGUCUGGUGGUGCAAUUGCCGGCAUUGUUGUUGGUGCCGUUGCCGGUGUUGCUAUCCUCGCUGCGUUGUUCUUCUUUUGGGGUCGACGGAAGCGCAACGCUGCUGCACCGGCUUUGGCUGGUGCAACUCCAGCUCCUGGUCCAGAUCGAACUUUACCCGAGGCUGUGGAUCCAUCCAAGCCAGCCAUGUCAGAAACACAGACCCAGGUUUCUUCGGUGUCACCAUAUGGUUAUCCUGCCAGUGGGGGUAAGACUGUGGAGCUACCGGGGGAGAAGGUUGGCGCUGAAUUGAGCAGCAGCCGUCAGCUGGUAGAAAUGGGCAACACUCCCUUGGCGGAGAUGGAUGGAACGAGCACUGUUAAACGUCCCUGAUUGUACGGUUUAUGAUACUUUCGGGGACAUUGGACGACAACUACUACCAAUGAGGCGACGUUUACACGGCCUACACUUGACCGCCGUGCACUGCAUUUGUUAUAUACACUAUAAUUUCGAUAUAUGAUACCAAUUUGGAGUUUUGCAAUCUAGGAUAAUAUAGCACUUCCGGCC